CGCCCGACGAAGCUGAAAUUCGGUCCAACUCUAAAAUGAGUCGUGCCGCUCAAAAUUCGGGCCAGAAACAGGCUGAAAUCAUACAGUGUAUGCCCAACUUUAGAUAUUAGACACUAGCAGGAACUCCCCAUCAAGUCAAUGCAAAACACUGGCUACACCAAUGCAUCAGAUGUUUUUUAGACUGUGUAAUGAUGUUGUGUCGGAACAUCCAUCAAAGUCAGAUUGUAUUCAACCCCGCCUGCAUGUCUGUCGUGGUACAGUAUGUGUUUAAUCAGAUUAGUGUGCAGCUAUGGACGUGGUUUAGGUCUGUGUGACGACACGGAGAGGUUGUUCUAAACAGCAAUGGCGCCUCCUAAAGAGGUUAGCGUAGAAACUGCAAUAGCGUCAGUUCUAUCAGCACUGGAGAGUAUUUCUUCAUUGAAAGAAGAGCAAAGAACGGACAGAAGAUAAAAUGAUCCUCGUUUGCUGUUUGUAGGGAUUAGUCUCUGAACUGAUCUUGGCUCUGCUUCCUCUGGCGUUCCAGCUAGCAUCAUGCAGCCCUGAAGCGCACCACAAGCCUUAAUACCAAGCAGGCCUACUCUUCCUCAUCCUUUUUUUUUUUUUCUAGAGAUGUCAGCCUCUGUCUUUCCUUGUUAAAAAGUGGAAGCAGUGCCAACGUCAGAUCAGAAACUAAUCCCAAACACAGUACAGACAAUCUUGUCAAAUGGUUUCAAAGAUGUUUACUGAGCCUUUUUAUUUCUAAACAGUGAUUUAGUGUGACUGGGUUCCACAAGGUGUCCUCGACUACUGUGGUGAUUAAGGCAGUGGGGUAAAUCUGUCUGUAAGAUGUGAUCUGCAGCUCUGCGGUAAACUCAUUAGCUCGGCCAGACGUCAGCUUCGCUCUUGCGCUUCUUAACUUGAACCCCGGGGCUUCAGGGAUGCUCCUGCUUUCUGAACUUUCUCUCACAUUCAGAUUUCUGCAGAAUAUUCUUGAAAUCUUCUAUCAAAUUUCUUUCUUGCAUAUAGAUGUUGUGCUGAUACAGCAUAUGAUGUGAACGGUGGACUUACUUUCAGCUUGUCGUGAGGCAGGGCGGACCUACUGUUGCCAUGGGCAACAAUGUGUACCGUGAUCGUGUGCUUCUUCAUUCGCCAAGUUAUCAAAUGCUUGAUAACUGUGUGGAAUUCCAGGAACUGCUCUUGUGCUGUGACACCCACUGACAACCUGCAGCACAUAGAGGAGGAGGGGGAGGAGUCCAGUUCCAGCAGCCAAUAGCAAGAGCUCGGAGCGUCGAAGAAGCUGGUGACAGCUCCAAACUGAUAGUGUGGCGAGCUGAAGGGAGAGCUGAGGCGAGCGUGGAGAGGCGGCGGGGCUUUCCUUUUCCAACCAUCCCGUGCUUUUCCUUCGGCCCUGUGGAAGCACUCAUCCACACCACUGCACCGAAACACACUCAUCACUCCUCUUCCUCCUCUCCGUUCUGUCACUGUUCUCUCUCUUUCUAUCUGUCUAUCAGUCCAUCUUGCUCAGCUGAACCUCAGCACCACAGACCAGUCAAGACCUCUCAGUGAAGACUGGUUGUUCAGGUUGUAGAUCAUCCUACUCAGGCAGUGCAGUAGUACAUUUGAAUACAGGACUUCAGCAGCCCAGAGUCUGGCUCGGUACCACAGGGUCCCACAGGCGAUGAGGAGGGCCAGGGGGUUCGUCUCUUUCUAGACUUUCUCUUCUCCACCUUGUGUCUUCAUGUUUUGGGGGUCCUCCGGUGCCCCCGCCCUCUGUCGACCCCCCCGCACCUGCUGCCACCACGGCCGGCCACCCCAGUCGCCUCGUUGCCAUGCCGACAGAGACGCUGGCUCCAGCCCUCCCAGAUAGCAAGGCCGCUGGCCCCGCGACGGCCUUCGGUUCCGCCGUACCCCUCCGCAUCCUCAACAAGGGCCCAGACUACUUCAGGAGACAGGUGGAACCUAACCCAAAGCGCCUAAGUGCUGUUGAGAGACUAGAAGCUGACAAGGCCAAGUAUGUCAAGAGCCAGGAAGUUAUCAAUGCUAAGCAAGAGCCCAUCAAACCACCCAUGCUGGCCAAGCCUCCCGCCGGUCACACCCUCCUGUCCAAGAGAGGCUCUGGGAUUGGUGGAGGAAAUGGAGGCGGGAUACCUUUCAAAGCAUCCAAUAACAACGCCAAGUCGGACUCGUGUGCAACAAGCAGCGGCGGCAGCAAGCGGGAGAACUUAAACCUGGAGAUCCUUAAAAAUCUGCUGAACUCGUCGUCCUCUUCGGGAGCAGGAUCUGAAGGACUAGGAGGCGGAGCUAAGAGUGCUGUGUUGAUGAGGUCAUCGGGGGGAAUGGCCAGGAGUUGGACGCCAUCAGGGAUGCCGUUAACCUACCGGUCUACAAUGACACUUAAUGAGCAACCACCAGACUCAGCUCCCAGUCCAAGCACCUCACACUCCCUCCGAUCCUUCUCCCAUUCCCUGAAGGUCCCUCCGAUCAACAGCGGGGGACGUCGCAGUCCACUACAGGGAGGGAACCUCAACCUUAGCAGACGCGGCGAAGGAGUCAUAGAUCGUUCUCGCUCCCCGCUACCACCUCUACUCACCUCCCACUCUUCCUCCGACCUCCUGCGACUGUGCAACGGCAAGCCGCUUCGCACGGCCCGAUCCAGCAGCUCCUCAGCUCCGCCCCUCCCUCCAAAACCAAACCCUGCCUCCCUCCCUCCCCCCGCACUUUCCUUGUCGCUGCCUCCCCCUCGCCCAACCCCGUCCCCCUCGCUCUGUGACAACAUCACCCCCCAGUCGCUACUUUGUGAUAUCGGAGACCCUUCCAACACUUCAACCGAUGCCAACCUGGAGCUCGAGCUCGGUUCAUCCGUGGCUCGUCGUUCCUCGCUACACAGAUCCAAAUCAGACCUGUCGGACCGGUACGCCCGGGCUGGAGCUGACGUGGAACGCUUUUUUAACUACUGCGGCCUCGACCCAGAGGAGCUGGAGGCGGUCGGCCCUGAGAGCUUUGCGCGUGCCAACUCAGACAUCGUCAGCCUGAACUUCCGAUCAGCUUCUAUGAUCUCUUCCGACUGCGACCGGUCGCGGCGAUCUUCCAACGACGGGCUGUCGGACGCAGACGAGGACGAGGAGGAGGAGGCCGGGGAGCGUGUUCCGUACGGCAUCUCGGCCGUGGAGCGAAAUGCGAGAGUCAUCAAGUGGCUGUACAGCAUCAAACAAGCGAGAGAGACGCAGAAAGUCUCACAUGUUUAGGACAAGCACUGCAGUGGAUUGGAUGUACUUUAAACUACAGACAAACUGCCCCCAUGUUUCAGGAUGGAUAGAUGGACCAGAACUUCUCCAGAGACUGUGAUCUGGGCUCAGAACUGAAAAAUUGUCAAAAUGUAUAGAUGGAUGAAUGAAGAGAUGGAAGAGAAAGCCUGACAGGUCGAACAAACUUGGUAAGAAAACAGACAUUUUGUUUAUAAAUGAAUGAAGAGAUGAGGAGAAGGACUCUAAUCCACUUAGGUUUAGAACAACAUGAACACUAUGAAAGAAAGGAAUAAAACUUGGACAGUCAUAUGAACAAAAUGUUCGGUCGGGAGAGACAAACAAACACAAGAACGUUUCUCUACGGACACUGUAUAAUCAGACAGACAAAGUCUGUCAAUUUGCUUAAAAGCAACAAGAGGAGCAAAAUGCACUGCGAUUGUCCACGGACCCAUAACGUGACCGCCUCACUGCAAAGGGUUAUAGGCCUUUCUCACAGAGAACAUUUUGGCUAAUUAAAGCAUCGUCAGUGGGAUUAUCUUCCCACAUAGCUUGCGAGCUACCCAGCGUUCUAUCUGUCUUCACCAUGCAGUCUCAGUAGAAGUUUACCGAGGUGACGCGCGUCACACGCGUGUGUCUCGGAGCUAGUGUGGAUCGAUACAUGUGAUAAAAUGGAAGCGUGUAUGUUUUAUGAGUCGGGCGAUUGACGGACGUCAAAAACUAAAAAACGAUCGAUCAGCGUAUUUCUUUGACCGAUGUUAGAGCCGUCACUUUGUCAAAAAUCAACUUCAGACGAUUAAGAACUAAAGCAUCAUUCGUUUGACGUCAUUACAGAUCAAUACAUAUUUCCUACGGUUGGAAUCAAAAAGUGAAAACCCUAACUGACCUUAUGUUAACUCCUCAUAGCAACUCGGACCAUAGUUUCUGUGUGAACCAUAGACUGUAUGUAAAGAUGGACGACAUGACAGCUCCUACUCCAGCUAGGGAAUGAGUCCUUACCCCGGGUGAAGGAGUUCAAGUACCUCGGGGUCUUGUUCGCGAGUGAGGGGACU
Messenger RNA from Sebastes umbrosus (honeycomb rockfish), 4273 nucleotides. It is a transcript of the gene fam110b, whose product is annotated as family with sequence similarity 110 member B. The transcript has 5 exons. The record is from RefSeq and is a predicted model, not a curated record. Bases 1809 to 3224 code for a protein of 471 amino acids. Lineage: Eukaryota; Metazoa; Chordata; Actinopteri; Perciformes; Sebastidae.